Messenger RNA from Nezara viridula (southern green stink bug), 1787 nucleotides. NCBI's taxonomy places the organism in Eukaryota, Metazoa, Arthropoda, Insecta, Hemiptera, Pentatomidae. The record is from the annotation of a GenBank genome assembly.
CUAGAAUUGACUAAAAGUAUUUAAGCAUUAUAAAUUGCUGGUUUAAAGAUCGCUUUUGAAAAAAAAAAAAACUGAUUAGAUAUUUCAUAAUAGUUAUUUGGCAACACUGAUAAUCUUUGCCCCCCUCCACUUCUAUCGGACCAGUUCAUUCUCAUGGUCUUGGCUUGGGUUAUCAUACGUUAUCAAUUAAAUACUUGUUCUCUAGAUAUCCGUAAUCUUCGAUUAUAAUUCUUCUCUUAGAUACCUCCCUUUGAAAGCAGAAAUAUCCUAUUCAACAAAAUGCCAGAACCAAUUCGUGUUAUCGUUACCGGUGCUGCUGGACAAAUUGCCUACUCUCUAAUUUAUCAGUUGGCUAAAGGAGAUGUAUUCGGUGCUGACCAGCCGUUAUAUUUGCAUCUUCUCGAUAUUCCACCCAUGAUGGGUGUUUUGGAAGGUGUUGUCAUGGAGAUUACAGAUUGUGCUCUUCCCUUAGUCAAAGGAGUUGUUGCUACAGCAGAUUUAGCGGUUGCAUUUAAAGAUGUUGAUGCUGCAUUUAUGGUCGGAUCAAUGCCUAGAAAACAGGGAAUGGAAAGAAAAGAUCUUCUAUCUGCUAACGUUAAGAUUUUUAAGGAACAGGGAGAAGCACUAGAUAAGUAUGCCAAAAAAACUGUGAAAGUGUUAGUGGUUGGUAACCCUGCGAACACAAAUGCCCUAAUGUGUGCCAAGUACGCCCCUUCGAUUCCAAAGAAGAACUUUAGUGCCAUGACAAGACUCGAUCACAACAGAGCUCAGGCAGCUCUUGCCCAGAAACUAGGAGUAGGCGUUGCAGAUGUGCAAAAUGUUAUUAUUUGGGGAAAUCACUCUUCAACUCAGUUUCCUGAUGUUGCUCAUGCUUCGGUGUUGAUCAACGGUUCAAAGAAAUCUGUGUCUGAUGCUAUCAAUGACAAGGAUUAUCUGCAAGGAGAUUUUGUCAAAAUGGUACAAACCCGAGGUGCUGCCGUGAUAGCAGCACGUAAGAUGUCGUCUGCCAUGUCAGCAGCGAAGGCUGCGGGAGAUCACAUGAAAGAUUGGUGGUUCGGUACAGCUCCAGGACAGCACGUUUCGAUGGCUGUGAUUUCUGAUGGGUCUUACGGUGUUGCAGCGGAUAUCAUGUUCUCUUUCCCAGUUUCUAUCAAGCCUGGUGGUGAAUACCAGAUAGUACAGGGCCUUCCAGUAAGCGACUUUGCUAGAAAAAUGUUAGAUAUUACAGCGGAAGAACUUCUCGAAGAAAAGAAAGAUGCUUUAUCCUUAUGCCAGGAUUGACUAGAAGUCAUUGUUCAAAAAAUCAGUUCUAAACUUUAAAAUGACUGCCGGCAUUAAGAAAACAAAUUCUCAAGGAGAUUAUUAAUUUUUAAAUAGAUAUAUAUGUGUGUUUAUCUAUGUAUGCAUUACAUUAUUAAAUACUAUAAAUCAUCAUAGUAAACUAAUAAAUGCAUGACCAGAAUAUUUCUUAGAAGUGAUUCUAAUUAAUAAUGAUUAAGUUUAAUAUAAAUGUAUUUUUAUAAUUCUUGGUUAUUUUUAUUUUUUAAUAAAAGGAGAUAAGGACCUAAGGUGUUGGUUGAUUUUUAAAUUUUGAGAGAAUGAAGUUUUUGCUUCUUUAUAUUUUUAUUUAAUAUUUUUAUAAGAAUGAGUUAAUCAAAAAUUGUAAAAUAAUAAAAAGCUAUUUUUAGUACAAGUUUUUAUUUAAUUUUAAUUUUGUAUUUAUUAAUUAAAAUCAAUCAUAUGCCCUUCCAUACAAUUGGAGUCAGUUUGAAAUGUGAGAACUUUCA